Talpa occidentalis (Iberian mole) is the source of this 1135-nucleotide messenger RNA. It is a transcript of the gene MRPS22, whose product is annotated as mitochondrial ribosomal protein S22. The record is from RefSeq and is a predicted model, not a curated record. The transcript is spliced from 8 exons. NCBI's taxonomy places the organism in Eukaryota, Metazoa, Chordata, Mammalia, Eulipotyphla, Talpidae. Gene Ontology annotation, molecular function: structural constituent of ribosome. Gene Ontology annotation, cellular component: mitochondrial small ribosomal subunit. The coding region runs from base 6 to 1103 and encodes 365 amino acids.
CGCGCAUGUGCCCUCAGGUAAUCAUGGCGCCCGUCAGAGUCACUGGGUCGUUGCGGAGACUUUUGGCAGGUUCUCGAGGCACGGAAAGGUUCCCUUUGCGGGCCCGAGCUCGGCUCCAGCACGGCGCCCUCCUUCAUCCGCUGCCCGGGCCCUGUGGGGCGGGAAUGUCACGCCGUCAGCUCGCCUCCGAGGCCGAAUCUGGUAGCUUAGAGAUCAAGAAACCUACCUUUAUGGAUGAGGAAAUCCAAAACAUACUAAUCAAGAUGACAGGCUUGAAUCUACAGAAAGUUUUUAAGCCAGCUAUACAAGAACUGAAGCCGCCAACCUAUAAGCUGAUGACCCAGGCACAACUGGAAGAGGCUACAAGACAGGCAGUUGAAGCAGCUAAAGUACAAUUAAAAAUGCCACCAGUUCUGGAAGAGCGAGCACCCAUAAAUGAUGUAUUAGCUGAAGAUAAGAUUUUGGAAGGAACAGAAACAACCAAAUACGUGUUUACAGAUAUAUCAUAUAGCAUACCACACCGGGAGCGUUUUAUUGUUGUCAGAGAACCAAGUGGCACACUACGCAAAGCCUCUUGGGAAGAACGAGACCGGAUGAUACAAAUUUAUUUCCCAAAAGAAGGUCGCAGAGUUUUAACACCAAUAAUUUUCAAGGAAGAAAAUCUGAAGAACAUGUAUAGCCAGGACCGGCAUGCUGAUGUCCUCAAUCUCUGUGUUGCCCAGUUUGAGCCAGAUUCUGCUGACUAUAUCAAAAUUCAUCAUCAAACCUACGAAGAUAUAGAUAAACAUGGAAAGUACGACCUUUUACGUUCAACAAGACACUUUGGUGGAAUGGCUUGGUAUUUUGUAAAUAAGAAGAAGAUUGAUGGUUUACUUAUUGACCAGAUUCAGAGAGAUUUAGUUGAAGAUGCCACCAGCUUGGUGCAGCUGUAUCACAUCCUCCAUCCAGAUGGCCAGUCAGCCCAGGCGGCCAAGGAGCAGGCUGCAGAGGGAUUACAAUUAAUUAAGGUCUUUGCAAAAACAGAAGCACAGAAGGGAGCAUAUAUAGAAUUAACACUGCAAACUUAUCAAGAAGCAUUCGUUAGCCGCUCUGCAUCUUCCUGAAAAUUUUUUUUAAAUAAAUUACAUUUUACUAA